Molecule: messenger RNA, 3380 nt
Organism: Apis florea (little honeybee)
Lineage: Eukaryota; Metazoa; Arthropoda; Insecta; Hymenoptera; Apidae
Gene: Cht7
Product: chitinase 7
Biological process (GO): chitin catabolic process; carbohydrate metabolic process
Cellular component (GO): extracellular region
Molecular function (GO): chitin binding; chitinase activity
Source: RefSeq, a predicted model, not a curated record
GUUUACCAGUACCUCGGUAUUGGUGCUAAUUUUCCAUCUUGGGACGCGUGGCUGGAAGAAUUGGACGAAUCAUGGUGUCGACUAGCAGAACGACUUGUUGGCUGUUGCUCGUCUGCUUGAUCGUGCUUCUCGGAACUCUCCACGAUGCAGAAGGUACAAGAAAAAGAUUUCGCAGACCAGCAACCGCCGCCCCAUCGAUCUCGAACGAUCAGGAAGUCUCGGCCAGUGUGAACAGAUUCAAGGUCACACGAAAUCGUAUCGGCAAUAAAAGCAAGAAGAAUGAAAUUCAAACCGAUAAAUCGGAGGACUACAAGCUUGUAUGCUAUUAUACAAACUGGUCUCAAUAUCGGACGAAAAUUGGAAAAUUCAUGCCAGAGGACAUACAGCCAGACUUGUGUACGCACAUCGUGUUCGCAUUCGGCUGGUUGAAGAAAAACAAGCUGACCAGCUUCGAAUCGAACGACGAGACGAAAGAUGGAAAGAUCGGAUUGUACGAGCGGGUCGUUAAUCUAAAGAAAGCCAAUCCCUCUUUGAAAGUUUUGCUCGCGAUCGGUGGUUGGUCGUUCGGCACUCAAAAAUUCAAAGACGUGUCCGCGACAAGAUACGCGAGGCAAACCUUCAUCUACAGUGCUAUUUCCUACCUACGAGAUCGAAAUUUUGACGGUCUUGACAUCGAUUGGGAAUACCCAAAGGGGGGAGAUGACAAGAAGAAUUACGUUCUUUUGUUGAAAGAGCUUCGAGAAGCGUUCGAAGCAGAAGCUCAAGAGAAGAAGAUGCCGAGGCUUCUUUUAACAGCUGCUGUUCCGGUUGGUCCUGACAACGUUAAGAGCGGCUACGACGUACCAGCAGUUGCAAGUUACCUGGACUUCAUCAACCUGAUGGCGUACGAUUUCCACGGGAAAUGGGAACGAGAGACGGGUCACAAUGCGCCCCUCUACGCCUCGUCGUUGGACUCGGAAUGGCAGAAACAAUUAAGCGUGGACAACGCUGCAUCGAUGUGGGUCCGACUCGGGGCCCCCAAAGAGAAACUGAUCAUCGGCAUGCCGACUUACGGCCGUUCCUUCACUCUCUCAAAUCUUUCCAAUUUCCGUGUUCAUGCACCUGCGAGCGGCGGUGGAAAGGCAGGCGAAUACACCAAGGAAUCCGGCUUUCUUGCCUAUUACGAGAUCUGCGAGAUGUUGCAAAACGGUGCAGCCUACAUCUGGGACGAUGAGAUGAAGGUGCCGUACAUGGUGCAAAAUGAUCAAUGGGUGGGCUUCGACGACGAGAAAUCUAUUCGACUCAAGAUGGAUUGGUUAAAGAGCAAGGGUUACGGUGGUGCUAUGGUGUGGACGGUUGAUAUGGACGACUUCAACGGCACGGUGUGCGGUGGAAACGUCAAGUAUCCCUUGAUCGGCGCAAUGAGAGAGGAAUUGCUUGGAAUUUCGAGAGGACCGAACGCCAAGGACGUUGAUUGGAGUGCAGUGGCUAGCACCGUGUCCGAAACCAUCUUGAAGAAACCGGAACCUUACAAGAUAUUGGUCUCAGAUGUGAUCAACAAGGCGAAGAAACAUCAAAAACAAGCAACUCAACUCGUCAUUAAUCUUCCUACCAAUGAAAGGCCAGCCCAAUCUAUGUGCUACAUGACGAAUUGGUCGCACAAACGGCCUGGAACUGGAAAAUUUGUACCAGAGGACAUCGAUCCGACUCUCUGCACCCACAUAGUCUAUUCAUUCGCAACGUUGAAGAAUUACUUGCUGGCAGAAGAGAGCGAAAAGGAUGGGGAGAUGUACGAGCGACUGAUGACUUUGCGCAACAAAAAUCCUGAUCUCAAGAUAUUAUUGGCGAUUGGUGGCUGGGCUUUCGGAUCGACCCCGUUCAGAGAAUUGACCAGUAAUACUUUCCGUAUGAAUCAAUUCGUUUACGAGGCCAUCGAAUUCCUCAGGGAAUACAAAUUUGAUGGUUUGGAUGUCGAUUGGGAAUAUCCACGGGGUGGUGACGAUCGAGCUGCCUACGUGAACCUUUUGAAGGAACUUCGACUCGCUUUCGAAGGGGAAGCGAACAGUUCUGGACAACCGAAAUUAAUUUUAUCGGCCGCGGUGCCAGCUAGUUUCGAGGCUAUUGCUGCGGGAUACGAUGUACCAGAAAUAUCCAAAUAUCUGGAUUUUAUAAACGUGAUGACGUAUGAUUUUCAUGGUCAAUGGGAGAGGCAAGUGGGUCACAAUAGUCCUCUGUUUCCCUUGGAAAGUGCUACGAGUUAUCAAAAGAAAUUGACGGUGGAUUACAGCGCAAGGGAAUGGGUGAAGCAAGGUGCUCCAAAAGAGAAAUUAAUGAUCGGUAUGCCGACAUAUGGCAGAUCUUUCACAUUGGUGGACAAAGAGAAAUUUGACAUUGGGGCGCCUGCUUCGGGGGGAGGAACAUCUGGUAAUUUCACUAACGAAUCCGGAUUCCUCUCGUACUACGAGAUUUGCAGCUUUUUGAACGAAGAUAACACUACUCUAGUCUGGGAUAGCGAGCAACAAGUACCUUUCGCGUACAGGGAUGAUCAGUGGGUCGGUUUCGAUGACGAGAGAAGCCUUAUAAAUAAGAUGCAAUGGCUUAAAGAAGAAGGUUUUGGAGGUAUAAUGAUUUGGUCGGUGGACAUGGACGAUUUUAAAGGAACCUGCGGAGCUGGCAAGUAUCCAUUGAUCAAAGCUAUGAUGAAAGAGCUGCGAGAUUAUAAAGUGAAACUAGAAUACGACGGUCCUUAUGAGAGUCACUUGAGAAAUGGAAGGUACACCACCAAAGAUCCGAAUGAGGUGAGCUGUGAUGAGGAAGACAAUCACAUAUCUUAUCAUCCUGACAAGAGCGAUUGCACCAUGUAUUAUAUGUGUGAAGGUGAAAGGAAACAUCACAUGCCUUGUCCUGUGAAUCUAGUAUUUAAUCCCAACGAGAACGUUUGUGAUUGGCCUGAAAAUGUGGAAGGGUGUUUGCAACACACGCAAGCGCCACCAGUGUAAAAAGAAAAAAAAAAAAAAAGAAAAAGAGAAAAGAAUGGAAAGAGACAAAAAUUACAUCUAUUUAAGAAUAAUUUUCUGCGGUUGUACUUGUAAAAGUACUCGUGAAAGUUAAUUAAAAAGAAAGUAUUUGUAAUUCGUCGAAAAACACGAUAAUCGACGAGAAAUUUUGUUACCGAGAAAUAAUUUUUAUCCCUUCUUCUUAAUCCACAGCUUCUUCUUCUUCCUUUUCCUUUAAAAGGAUUUCUUCUUUUCCCCGAAAGUCCUUUUAUCUUCCACUGAUUCUAUCUGUCUACAUGUUUUUCAUUUGUAUAAAUCAUGCACUGUGUUUAAUUACUGCGAUAGAUAUUGUGUUUUGUAAAUAAAAAUAAAUAAAAUUUCUUUAAAAAAAAAAAAAAAAGAAAA